Ricinus communis (castor bean) is the source of this 1744-nucleotide messenger RNA. RefSeq names its product tRNA pseudouridine synthase A. Lineage: Eukaryota; Viridiplantae; Streptophyta; Magnoliopsida; Malpighiales; Euphorbiaceae. The record is from RefSeq and is a predicted model, not a curated record. Gene Ontology annotation, molecular function: pseudouridine synthase activity; RNA binding. The transcript has 10 exons. Bases 407 to 1534 code for a protein of 375 amino acids. Gene Ontology annotation, biological process: tRNA pseudouridine synthesis.
AAACAACAGAGAUGAACAUAUGAGGUGUUUAAUUGAUUUUCCUUGAAGGGCUUUCAUUUUUGUAACUUUUGCCUCUAUAUAUUUUUGGUUGAAAAAUGCACAAGCAACCAGGAAAAUUGAAGCUAAUAACUGCUGUUGGCGACUCUGCUUAUUACUUGCUUUUUGAAUUAAUCGAAGAAGUUGGGUAUGAUAAAAAAUUUGCAAUGCCCGGCUAAACCACUUGCUAAUAGAUACCAACAGAUGGAGAAACUGACACAGACAGAGACAAAGACACAGAACAAAAUCUAUUUUCAUUACAACCACACUGAUUCUUGCAAGUCUUUUAGAUGGACAGCCAGGGAAAGCUUUCAAUUCAUGUAUGCAAGGCCCUGGCAAGAAGUCUCUGAUUUCUAUUCGAAUGUGGUGAAUGGCCGCUUGUCAUUUUUGGAGUUAUUUCGAAGUCAGAUUAUUUCUUCCGCAGAUGCAUUUUGUUCGUGAUGAUGCCAAAAUUCAAGAGGAUUCUAAUAAAACUGAAUUAGAGCAUUUUUCAAAUGAAGAUAGGUUUGGAAGGUGGGCAAGAGUAAAUUUCAAGAUAGAUCUUUCUUACCAUGGUGGAUCAUUUGAUGGGUGGCAAAAACAGCCUGGUUUGAACACUGUUCAAGGCUUAGUGGAAAAGUCACUUGGGAAAUUUGUUGAUGAGAAGAAAGCUCAGCAGCUAAAAGAAGCAUGUAAGCCCCUGGAAGGUUGUGCUGUUGUAGCGGGGCGCACUGAUAAAGGUGUCUCAGCUCUUCGACAAGUUUGUUCUUUCUAUACUUGGAGAAAGGAUGUGAGACCUCAUGAGAUUGAAGAUGCAAUCAACAGUUCAGCACCUGGGAAAAUAAGGGUUAUAUCUGUUUCUGAGGUUUCACGUGUGUUCCAUCCUAAUUUUUCUGCCAAAUGGAGGCGCUAUUUGUACAUUUUUCCUAUUAAUGAUGGAGAAGAUAGUGAGCAAAGCUUUGACAGCGAGGAUCUUGAAAAUCUGAGAUCUUAUGAGAAAUAUGACGAGCAAAGAAAUGGUUGCGCUGAGCUUACUAGUGAAGAGCAUGUUGAGGAAUUAAUUACUAGUGAUAAGGAUGAGCUUGAAGGUGCAAAGAAACCUAGGAUUUUCAGUAUAUGCAGGGUUAACCAGCUUUUGCAACAACUAGAAGGAAAGUUAUUGUCCUAUAAAAUAUUUGCACGGGACACCAAAGCUUCAAGAAAUGUAGGUCCACCAACAGAGUGCUUCAUUUAUCAUGCUCGAGCAACAGAAGCCAGAUUACCAUGUCCUGACCAUGGGGAAGGAAGAAAAGUUAUGUGUGUUGAGCUGGUUGCUAAUCGCUUCCUACGCAAGAUGGUCCGGGUUCUCGUGGCAACAUCGAUAAGGGAAGCAGCUGCAGGUGCAGAAGAUGAUGCCUUACUGAAGCUGAUGGAUGCUUCAUGCAGACGCGCCAGCGCUCCCCCAGCGCCUCCGGACGGUCUUUGUCUGUUCGAUGUAGGAUAUACUGAAUUUGAUGCACAGAUAUGCAUUGUUCCGUGAAGUAUACUAAUGCUAACAAUCAUUCAAAUUUUAAUUGUCUCUCUUAUUUUCUCAGAGAAGGUUUAAGUCUGUUUUUAGGAUAAAUGGCAGUGUCCCACAUUUAGAGAUAUCUUUAGAUCAAAUUGGAUAGCAUUUGAUACUUUCUAACAAUAUGUAAUGAAAAUGUUUUAUGGUCUAAUUAAGGUAUCUUUUGAUUCUCUUUGUGAAGAA